This is a messenger RNA of Cyphomyrmex costatus, 303 nucleotides long. RefSeq lists its product as uncharacterized. Bases 1 to 303 code for a protein of 100 amino acids. The record is from RefSeq and is a predicted model, not a curated record. NCBI's taxonomy places the organism in Eukaryota, Metazoa, Arthropoda, Insecta, Hymenoptera, Formicidae. The transcript is spliced from 4 exons.
AUGUGUAAAAUACAAAAAGUGCUUGAUUCUGCAAUUGAAAAAUACAAUGAUAUAAUAAAAUCACCUUCUAUUUAUAAUAGAUUUAAUCAAAAUUGGUGUAUAGAACCUACAAUGAGACAUUAUUGGGCUGCUUCCUUUUUAUUACCAGUCGGAUCUAUUCUUAUUCUUGCAAUGGUUGUUUUGUUAAUGGUAUUGUUCAAACGAUGUCCUCAUAUAAUAGCCGCGAUUGUUACUGCAAUGCUCAUUAUCAUUAUCAUAUUAACAAUUAUAUUGUCACUUAAUAACGAUCCAGUUUAUACUUAA